GCGUUACGAUUAGGAUGCCGAUUGCCGCCGCCGACUGACGGCCACAUUGAGAUUAUGAUACCGUGUAUUGUUUUAUUGUUGUUACUCGUCCGGGGUUGUGCUUGUUCUUUGAUGUUAAAUAUACAGACUUUGUUCGAAAUCGAAACGCACUGGACGCACUGGACCUCAUACGAAAUGUUCUGAGUACACAAGUCUAUGCAUAAAAAGUGAAUUUCCACCAACAUGGUACCCAUCGGACAGAAUUCUCAAAUUGGCGGCCCCCAAAGUAUGCAACAGUCAAGAGAUAAAGAGAAGUCGUCCAGCAGUGUGAAGCCGAACUACACGUUGAAAUUUACGUUGGCCGGUCACACAAAAGCUGUGUCGUCGGUGAAAUUCAGCCCUAACGGAGAAUGGCUGGCUAGUUCAUCGGCUGAUAAAUUAAUCAAAAUUUGGGGAGCGUAUGAUGGAAAAUUUGAAAAAACCAUAUCUGGUCACAAAUUAGGUAUUAGUGAUGUCAGUUGGUCAUCGGAUAGCCGACUUUUGGUAUCAGCGUCCGAUGAUAAAACUCUUAAAGUGUGGGAAUUAUGUUCAGGAAAAUGUGUCAAGACACUUAAAGGACACAGCAAUUAUGUAUUUUGCUGCAAUUUCAACCCACAAUCAAAUCUCAUUGCUUCGGGAUCAUUUGAUGAAAGUGUUCGAAUUUGGGAAGUAAAAAGUGGCAAGUGUCUUAGAACGUUACCUGCGCAUUCAGAUCCAGUUAGCGCUGUACAUUUCAACAGAGACGGUUCCUUGGUUGUUUCCAGCAGCUACGAUGGGUUAUGCCGUAUUUGGGACACUGCCAGCGGUCAAUGUCUGAAGACGUUAAUCGACGACGACAAUCCGCCAGUAUCUUUCGUUAAAUUUUCACCAAAUGGAAAAUAUAUACUUGCAGCCACAUUAGACAACACGUUAAAAUUGUGGGAUUACACCAAAGGAAAAUGUCUAAAGACUUAUAUUGGCCACAAAAAUGAAAAAUAUUGUAUAUUUGCCAACUUUUCUGUGACCGGAGGAAAAUGGAUCGUAUCUGGUUCGGAAGACAACAUGGUUUAUAUUUGGAAUCUUCAAUCAAAGGAGAUUGUACAGAAACUGCAAGGACACACUGACGUGGUUUUGUGUACAUCUUGUCAUCCAACAGCAAAUAUCAUAGCAUCAGCCGCCUUAGAAAAUGACAAAACGAUAAAAUUAUGGAAAAGUGAUACUUGACUUAUUUUAAACUCGUUGUUUAUUAAUUACUGAACAUUUUACUAUUACAACACAACUAUUACAACUUACUAUUAAAAAUAUUAGGAUAUAACAAAAUAGAUUGUUAAAUAAAAUUUAUUAAUUUAACAUAAAUGUGAACAUACAGUUUUAUUUUGCUCAAAUUUAGUACUGCAAGUGAGAAUCAGUGGUCUAUUAGAGUUUAACUAUAAUUACCAUUUAAAUCGUAAAAUAAUAUUUAGAUAAGAUUUUCUAUAUAUUUUAUUUUUUAUAUACGUCUGUAAAUGUACACAUUUUAAAAUAAUA
This is a messenger RNA of Adelges cooleyi (spruce gall adelgid), 1524 nucleotides long. Its product is annotated as protein will die slowly-like. The coding region runs from base 223 to 1221 and encodes 332 amino acids. Gene Ontology annotation, cellular component: Set1C/COMPASS complex. NCBI's taxonomy places the organism in Eukaryota, Metazoa, Arthropoda, Insecta, Hemiptera, Adelgidae. Gene Ontology annotation, molecular function: histone binding. The transcript is spliced from 9 exons. The record is from RefSeq and is a predicted model, not a curated record.